ACAAAUACAUUAACGAUCUCUUCGUUUGCUUUCUCAGUAAUUAACAAUGGAUGCAAUGAAGAUGAGACUCUUUGAGGCUGUCUUGGUGGCUAUGAUGGCUUUCUCUGCUCUGCAACAGGCAGCCGCCGUGGAUGCUCCAGCUCCGAGCCCUACCUCUGACGCUUCCUUGUCUAUCCCUGCUUUUGUCGCUACCGUAGCCACUCUGGCGGUUGGGUUUCUAUUCUGAGCACAUUCGUUUUGAUUUUUAGUUUAUAUAGAAAUCAUAUUCUUGAUUUCAUAAUUAUUUUCACUCUUGUGUAUUGUUUAAAGAUUUGCAUCCGAAUAUCAAUAAACACAUCCCUAUCAGUUUCUUUGUACUAUGAUCAAUGUAGUU
Molecule: messenger RNA, 373 nt
Organism: Brassica oleracea var. oleracea
Lineage: Eukaryota; Viridiplantae; Streptophyta; Magnoliopsida; Brassicales; Brassicaceae
Product: arabinogalactan peptide 13
Exons: 1
Coding region: 47-226 (59 amino acids)
Source: RefSeq, a predicted model, not a curated record